CACUACUCGCUGUCACGCAGUCCGCCGACCGCUCAACUCUGUGCUCCACCUAGGCCCGCGCCUUCCGUGCCGAAGCCCGCGAGUGCUUCAGCGCAGCGCCGGAGCAGGUGUGCCUUCUGGUGGUGACGUCACAGCGCCGCCGACACGACGCGAAUCAGCGCGCUGCAGCCGCCGGCGUCUCCGGACGCCUCGUCCGGCGGAGACCGCUGCCCCGAGAUGAAGUGGAAGCCAGAAACAACACCAUUUCAUCAUGUAGGAGAUGAAUCCACAGACCAAAACAACAAUAUCACAAUGACAAGUGAAGAUCUACUGCAACCAGGCCACGUGGUCAAGGAGCGCUGGAAAGUGGUUCGCAAGAUCGGUGGGGGUGGCUUUGGAGAGAUUUAUGAGGGACUUGAUCUGGUUACCAAAGAACAAGUUGCCCUCAAGGUGGAAUCUGCCAGGCAACCAAAACAAGUACUAAAAAUGGAAGUUGCCGUACUGAAGAAGCUGCAAGGAAAAGAACACGUGUGUCGAUUUAUUGGGUGUGGACGCAAUGAUCGUUUCAAUUAUGUAGUGAUGCAGCUGCAGGGUAAAAACUUGGCAGAGUUACGGCGUGCCCAGCCACGAGGGGCAUUCUCCCUCUCCACCACACUGCGCCUUGGUUUGCAGAUUUUGAAGGCUAUUGACAGCAUCCACCAGGUCGGAUUCCUCCAUCGGGACAUCAAGCCUUCUAAUUUUUCGGUGGGUCGCCUUCCAUACACUUGCCGAAGAGUGUAUAUGUUAGAUUUUGGUCUGGCACGUCAAUACACUACAGCUACUGGGGAGGUCAGAGCACCACGAGCAGCUGCUGGUUUCCGUGGUACCGUACGCUAUGCAUCCAUCAAUGCUCAUAAGAAUAAAGAAAUGGGAAGGCAUGAUGACUUGUGGUCGUUAUUUUACAUGCUGGUGGAAUUUGUCAAUGGGCAGCUCCCAUGGCGAAAGAUAAAGGACAAAGAACAGGUCGGCCUCAUGAAGGAGAAGUAUGACCACCGUUUGUUGCUGAAGCACCUUCCCUCUGAUUUGAGACAGUUCCUCGACCACAUACAAUCUCUGACAUAUGAAGACAAGCCUGACUACCAGAUGUUGAUUGGCCUUUUUGAACGGUGUAUGAAGCGUCGUGGAGUGAAGGAAACAGAUCCUUAUGACUGGGAGAAGGUGCCAGUGCCAGACACGAUCCCGCCACAGAUAUCCAACACGCCGGCAAUCGUGUCACGGCCCCAGACGACCGGGCAGACUGCUCCCCGCAUUACUGACAACAUGCUGGAGGAUAACCUCAUCACCAGCCUCGACAAUAAUCAGGAGAACAUUGAGCCGGACAACAGGAGGGAGCUUGAGGCACAGCUCGAUUAUGAAGGUGUAUGUCGACGAAGGCGUCACUUGCAUGGAGAGCAGACAUCUCCUCUAGUAACGGAGACAAAUAGAGAGCGUGAUAAGUUGGUAAUAGACAAGAACUGUAAUGCAACAUUGGCUGCUAAUCAGGCAAUGAACCAAGGUGCUGACACAAAUAUGGCAGUACAAGCAUCUCCAAAGAAGCAGCAACAGAGACGCGCUGUUUCUGUGGCUGCAGCUGAUGAGAAGGAGAGGAGGAAGCACCAACAGGAACAGCUCAAACCACAGCAGGACCACGGGCAGCAGCCGGAUGCCGCAGAGCACGCGGUCGACUACGAGGGAGAUGCCGUCAUGGCAUCUGCUCGAAGCAACUCUGACACUCAGAAACAGCAGAAACAGGCAGUCACGGUUCCUUCUGGUUCCGCCUCACCUGCAGGCUCAGGUCCACGCACAAGUGGCGGCAGAGUCCGUGUCGUGACUGCUCCUGCUACCUGCGUGCAGGACCUGCCUCCACCGCCGCCUCCACUCGUCCAGACUGCACCCGAGCUGCCCAGCCCCCGCAUAUCUGCACACCCGACUACUGAGCCUGAUGGAUCUUAUUAUGCGUACGACUCGGCUAAAGGUAUACUGGGUUCGUCUCCGUCGACAGACCGCGAGCCUUUGCGUGAGCGUGUCAAGGAGCACCGGUCUCGGCGUUUCCACUCUGGCGGCCCCACGAGUCGCCCCCCUAGCUGUCGCAUCAACAAUCGUGAUGCCUCCAUCACACAGUUUGCAGUAAUUGAUGAUGACAAUGUGUCAGCUUUACAACAGGUCACCCGAGGGGGCGGUGGGCUAACUUUGGCAUCUCAGUGGAAGUCUCAGUUUGACGACUCUGAGGAGACAGAUAAUGAGUGGCGCGGGGAGAACCUGCAGAGCCCAGAACACAGGCACCAGGCACAGCUGGCCUCGCAGCACCACCCCGCAUUCCCACCGAGUGCGGACGGCGCGAGCCCGCAGCCGCAGGGCGGGAGCCCAGCCGCGGGCACGGGAUCCCCAGUGCCGUCGCAGGUGGCAGGGGUUGCGACGCCUCCUCAGCCUCACCAGCAAAUGGCGCCUGCGCAGCAGCACCAGCCUCAGGGCCUGGUGGCCGAGGCGCCCCAGCUGUCCCGCAUCAGUGAGGACUCCCGCCAAGAGAAGAACUCGCCUCAGGCACAUGAUGAGACCAUCCAUGCAGAUAACAACACCAGCAAUAAUGGUGGUAUGGGGGCUCAUGUUCAGCAGCCUCCUGUAAGUGGCGGUGUCGAUGUGAAGGCGGUACCACCAGAAUCCCCUGCUGUUCCUUCUUGUGGAACACCUCAGCCACGCUGCCUUAAUAUUGCAGGAAUAGAAAGUUUUGUCGAUCUGCAUGGUGGCCUCCCCCAUGCUUGGAGUCUUCCCCAGCUCGGGCCACAUGUGCGACCUGAACUGGAGCCACCUUUGCUGCAGCAAGCUGCCUUUGAUGAUUUGGUGUAUGAAGUGGACGUGAUGCGCAAUGUGGCUGUGCGCUUGACUCAGGAAGAGAAAGAAUUGGCCGAUGCUGAAAGAGAUCGUGCCCGAAGGCCCAGUCUGCCGACAAUAAAACUCAGUCCAUUUGGAACAAAAGAGAGGAGUCCUCCUCUAAAGUUGGAACAACCACCAACAAAGCAGCAGCAACCACCACCACCUUCAAGUGACAUUCAGUAUAGACAACAGUGUCAGAAGGGACAUAGUGAAGAAAAAUUAGCACAAGCUGCGGUACAUCCAAAGGGUGUUGUGGUGGAGGCAAAUGGAAUUGCGGGCAGUGAAGAGGUAGAAGAAGAGGAGGUAGAAGAGGAGGAGGAGGAAGGGGAGAUGGAGGCAGUGGCCGGGCGGCUGGAGAUCAGAGUUGUGGACAAAGCAGGAGGCUCAGCAGUUGUGGAAACGGCAAAUUCUCGAGCCAACACACAUCUGCAACCUCUGACGAGAAAACCUUCCCCCACGACUAAUGGCAGUGCUGCCGUCGGUGGGGACGGCAGCCCAGCAAGUCCCGGCGUUGGCCAGGAGGAUCCUUCUGUGUACUUUGACGCUGCUGACGAAAACGUUCAAGCUGCAAAUGGUGAACAUCUGUCUCCUGUGCCGGGUGCCGUGCCUUCUAAUGUUGUUCCAAUUACUAAUGGAGAAACCCAAGACAAACUGGAACGAAGACACUCUGUGUGCUCAGCAUCUACUGUUGAGAUGAAAUCAACAGAGGAUCGUUCCAGGAAAGCCGUACCAGUGCAGGCACAGACACCAUAUGCCCCUGGAGUAAAAAGCAAGAUACCAGUGCCCGUCAAGAGCCCGCGUUGCAGUUUCAUUGAGCCUGACUCAAACAGGAGUAAUGAAGAACAUGAAGAAGUUGGUGUAGCAAUCCCAUUACGCAGAUGCCAGACUUUGCCAGAUGCGCGACCGAGUGACGAGGACUCCUCGGACGCACGCCUGGCAGCGUGCACGCCUGCACUACGCAGACGUCGUGAGAGAGAGGCGAAGUAUGUGACUGACCAGUCGCAGCUGAACCUGCGCUUCCGCCGGCCGGGCCAACGUAGUCAGCAGCAGCAGUUGCAGCAGCAGCGUCAAAGGAUGUCUGCCCCUGCAUCCUCCUGUCAGCUGCGUGGUAUCCCUAGCCACUUACUAGCAGCACCUCCAGGGACAGGAGGGGGGGAGGAGAGCAGUGAAGCGGACAGUGACUUGUCAGGAGGCGUCGUAGGUGGACCCGUGCUGCCCCCACACCCACCACCCAUCAGCAGUCCGGCAGAUCUGCGACUGAUCGCCGAGAACAAUGCGAGGUGUCGGCGUUUCCAUCCUGUGGCAUCAGACGGAUCUGCUCGGGAGUCAUGAAGACGGAUGAGAGUGCAACACAACUUCUUUGCCCUUGUGCUAGUCUGAAUUUUGUUCUAAUGACAGCAGCCUCAUCGAAUUGCUGGUUGCCUCUGUCAGAAACAUUAACAUGGCUUCAAGCUGCUGGAGAUUUGCUGAAAAUAAGACUAUGGUACAGGAUACUGAAAUUUUGAUGACAAAAUGAUGACUGGUUACAUCAAACUUAUAGUUACCUGAAUGAAGCAUGCAGCCUUUUCAACUGCAGUUUUUGUUGAGGUAACAUAGUUAGUGGCUAAGCAUAUUGUUCUGUCCUGUAAUAGCAUCUGUUGCAGUGGUCUUACCAGCUGAAACAGUAGCUCUGUCAUAAUUUUGAAGUACUUAUGGCAACAGAUUUUAUUCCCUACACAUAUUCACUGAAUUGUUUUCCUAGUGGAAUUCCACAAGAUAUGAAAAUUGAAACUUGCUGUUUAUGGGAUUGAGCUUUAUUUUCUUAUUAUUUGAACAGAGUCUACUAUUUUAACUGCUCUCAGAUGAAUGGCAUUCAAAUUCCUCUUUCUGCCAAAAGAAGAAUUGAAAAACCGCAUCAAAUAUUGAACAAUUCCGAGUGUCUUUUGUUACACUUUUCAGCGUGUCUGUCCAAAAAUCGAUGUCAGAAUGUGACAGAUUCCAAGAUACUGCAGAAAUUUUUUUCGCAGGUGUAAAAUACUUGGUCAGUCACAUUUACAACAGGAAUGAAGACAACUUGCAAAUAGUUUUGUCACAAUUCUUUAUCUGAAUGUCGGUAAAGAAUUGUGGAGUGCUUCAAUAAAAUGAUGUGAUUGGAGGUGUGAGAGUACUUUGAGAGAGUGGAAUUUGGCUUGAUGUCCUACCUACUUGCCCUCGUAUAUGAGAUUAUGUAUAUAUCCUCAUGUGGAAUUGGAAACAAAAGAUCUCUCUUUGUUGUUGAAUUAUUAAUAUAUUUAUAUUGUAAUUUAUUGAAAGUGAUGUUAAGUUUAUUUGCUCAUUUAUUCUUUUUUUACUAGUCAUGUGAUAAUUUUAUGCAGAAACUUUUGAUCCGCCAUAAUUUAUAUGAGAUUAAGUUGUGAAACCUAGUCACACUUUGUUUCAUUAAUAGAAUGAAACAGAUUAGUAUAACGAUCAUGAUAUUAAUGUCAUUGUUCCUAAUGAGGAAGAAAUUCCUGGAGGGAAUAUGGGUGCUUUGUUGUUUAGAAUGAAAGACAUUAUUUAAGUAAUAAUUUGCCCAUAACUGAUGUCCAGCAUUAAGAAUUUUCCUCUUAACUGGCUACAUGGUUUCAGAUUCAGAGUGAAGGCCCAGAUAUUUGACAGACUUCAGAAUAAUGGUUACUAGUAUGCUUUGUCCAAUCUCAGUGAAAAACUGUGGAAGUAAAGUCCACUGCAGCAAUAAUAUCCUCAGUUAUUAACAACUUGCAGUUAUAGCUUUGCUUUUAGUGAAGAGGGGAUAGAAACAACCCUGGACGAGAUAAUUGUUUUACAUAAAAAAUAGUGAUUUCUUUCUGAAGUGACAAUCUGCAUCAAAAUUCUUAGCCGGUUAGAUGCAGAUUAAGUGAGAACUAUUUCCAUAUUCUCAUUCACAUUUCUUUAUAUAGUUAGUUACCAUAGUUUUACUCAUAUUCAUCAGUUGCUAUUAAAAAUAAUGCAUUUCCAGAUGUGCCAUUCAGUACUCACGCACAGUUACUACUGAGAAUCUUCUCAGCUGUGAGAUUAUGAAGUUAAAUAGUUAAGAAAAUUAAUAUUAGUUUUGGUGACUUCCUUUGCCAUCAAAACUUUAAAUAUUGUACACACUGUUUCAGAGAAAUAAGAUAACUCUUUUAAUAGCUGAUAGCAACUGUGAUGAGUCAUCAGAAUUUAUUUAAGAAGUUACUUCUGUAAUUGAAGAUGAUUUAAAUUUUUGUCAUUAUUCAAAUGACAGGAGAAAGUAUUAUCCUAUAAAUUCUGGAAAAGUCAUAAGAGAGGAAGAUGGAUCUGUUUUGUAGAUAGACUUCACUCUAAAUGAAUAAAAGUGGCCAAACUGUGUAAUUGCUCAUGUUUCCUUUGAACUCAUACAGCCAAUAGCUUGUUAUCACCAGUGCUGAAAUAUUUAUCUGUCUCUACCCUUCUUUGUUUAUUUCUUUUUGUAAUAAAACCAUAAGUGCAAAGAUAAAAACCUUCCAUUAACUGUAAAUACAUUUACAAAUAAGACUGAGCACAGCUUAUGUGUGAGCAGCUGUAACCCAAUGGCAACAGACUGUUUAACUUUGUAUAAUUGUUUUAAAUUUCGUUAGUAUAUAAAGUUUUGCUUGCUCAGCAACUGUGGUGUGACAUCAUUUUUGGGCAGGUGGUACUUAAAACCAUAUACUGAGAGAUUGAAAGGAGUACACAUGUGCUCUAGAGCUGUGUCUUUCUAGAAAGGUGUGUCUGAAAAUGUCUACACUAUCAAAAGUGACUACAUUUUCAAGUCAGGCAUUGUAAAUAUUUCUGAAACAUUGUAUAUUUUGUUUGUAUUUCAUUUUUAAGCCUUGAGAUUAAAAGCUUGUAAACAGUAUGAAGUAAAUAAAAUAUGUACCCUUACAAAUGAAA
Schistocerca cancellata (South American locust) is the source of this 6756-nucleotide messenger RNA. RefSeq names its product tau-tubulin kinase homolog Asator (gene Asator). NCBI's taxonomy places the organism in Eukaryota, Metazoa, Arthropoda, Insecta, Orthoptera, Acrididae. Gene Ontology annotation, biological process: peptidyl-serine phosphorylation; signal transduction. The transcript is spliced from 20 exons. The coding region runs from base 217 to 4200 and encodes 1327 amino acids. Gene Ontology annotation, molecular function: protein serine/threonine kinase activity; ATP binding. Gene Ontology annotation, cellular component: cytoplasm; nucleus. The record is from RefSeq and is a predicted model, not a curated record.